AUGGAUAACAAAGAGCUUAAAAAUGAAGAUUCGACAAAACCGAAAAAGCUUUCGAAAAAUGAUGUGAUGGUGGUUUUCGUCUUGGGUGGUCCUGGUUCAGGUAAAGGCACUCAGAGCGAAAAACUCGUAAAGGACUUUGGAUUUAUUCAUCUCUCCGCGGGAGAUCUCCUCCGUGCUGAACAACAAAGACCGGACUCAUUAUAUAGUGAGUUGAUUGCUAAAACGAUCAGAGAUGGCGAAAUUGUUCCCAGUGAACUUACCAUUGCCUUGCUUGAACAGUCAAUGCGAGAAAGUGGUGGCAAACGUUUCUUGAUUGAUGGGUUCCCGAGAAAAAUGGAUCAAGCUAUUAAAUUUGAGGAGGAUGUCAUCGAAGCUCAUUCAGUACUUUUCUUUGACUGUUCCGAAGAAGUGAUGCUUGAACGACUACUUGAACGCGGAAAGACCAGUGGUCGCGCAGAUGACAACAUUGAAACCAUACAAAAACGAUUUAUCUCGUUCAAACAACAAAGUUACCCCGUCAUUGAGUAUUACCAGAAGCUAGGCAAAGUGCAUUCGAUCUCUUGUGAGGAUUUGCCGGACAUAGUUUAUCAAAAAGUCAAGAAUAUUUAUAAUGAGGUGUUUGAUGAGAAUCAGUAA
Ambispora gerdemannii is the source of this 636-nucleotide messenger RNA. The record is from the annotation of a GenBank genome assembly. NCBI's taxonomy places the organism in Eukaryota, Fungi, Glomeromycota, Glomeromycetes, Archaeosporales, Ambisporaceae.